AUGUCCAUUAAGCCGCUGCCUGAGGACGUCAUCCGCCGCAUCAGGUCCUCGGCAACCAUCACCUCUCUCAACGCCGUCGUCUGCGGCCUCAUCAAGAACUCAUUCGAUGCAGGCGCAACCAGGAUCAACAUCACCGUCGACUACUCUCGGGGCAACUGCACAGUCGAAGAUGAUGGGCUUGGAAUUCUGCCAAUCGAAUUUCGGGAGGCUGGAGGACUAGGCAAACUGUAUCACACAUCAAGACACUCCUCCGAGGGCGAGGCCCACGGCGCCAACGGCAACUUCCUCGCCUCACUCGCCGCCUUGUCUCUGCUCUCCAUCACCUCUCAUCACCAUCUGCACAAUUCCCAAAACUCUCUGACGCUCCAUAACGCCAAAAUCAUGGCACGCAACGUCCCUGCCUUACCGGAGCAGCGCCUCCUUGCCUUUGCCCAUGGAACUCGAGUUAUCGUUAGGGACCUUUUCGGUUCUAUGGCCGUCAGAGUCAAGCAGAGAGCCGUGGCCGCUGAGAAAGCUGCCGUCGACAAGGAAUGGUCCCGUCUGGUUCACGACCUCGCCGCUCUCCUGCUGGCAUGGCCAUCGCCUGUUGCCCUCUAUGCUCGAGACACCAUCCACAACAACGAGAUUCGCUUCAGGCCCACCUCAACGUCUAGCAAAUCAGUAAAAUUUAAUCUCCUUGGCCACUCAUCAUUAAUUUUGGCCCAGUCAGGCCUUUCCGGUGGCUUGGACCAUGUCUCAUGGAUCCCGAUCGGGGCCACAAGAGGGAAGCUAACCGUUGAUGGGUGUAUCUCCUUGAGUCCAGUGGCAACUCGCAGAGCCCAGUUUAUCAGCUUUGGUGUUCACCCCGUGGCUAACGAACACGGCACUAAUGUCUUGUAUACCGAAGUCAAUCGUGUAUUUGUCAACUCCGGUUUUGCGAUUGAAGAAGAUGUGGACAUGUCGCUGGGCCAGGACGAACUGCUAGAGAGCCUCAAAGGUCUCGCUAACAGGAAUGUUCGACCGAAGAGGGGCUUGGAUCGUUGGCCCAUGUUCCACUUCCGAAUCUCUUCGUCAUCGGGAGUGCGGCCUCUUUUGACUUCCUCUUUCGAAGACCUCCUAGAGGAACGCAACCGGACACUAUCGGACAUGAUCGGCUUGCUCAAGCUGGUUUGUUUCGAGUUUCUGAAGAAAUAUCACUUUCGCCCUCAUAAAUUCAAUGAUUCUUUGCGAAGACCGGGGUACGAAGGAAAGGAUGAAGCCACUCAAUCAUCUGGCAGGCCCGGUAAACGGUCGAGGCCUGUUUCAACGGCAUCAAGCCGCUCGAAUUCCGCCACGCCUACUUCAAGACAAGACUCACCCUUUGAUCUCUGGCAACGAGUCAAAGCUGGGCAAGUAUCGGCGGCCACUUCCAAGUCCGGGCGAUCCACACCGAUAUCGUCUACAGCAAGCCCACUAGCGACAGCAGCGUCGUCCGUAAACGAUGAAGAGGAACGAGACUUACAACCAAGCCUGCGCUUUCUCGAUGAUUCAGGCAACGUUUUGCGCAGACCCUUCGAGGAUGUGCCUUCUAUCUCUUCACCAAAAAAGGCCGCGGUUUCGGACCAAGACUCAAGCUCGGGGUCCUCCCCAGAGGAGGCUGGACAAUACAGAACUACAGAGACUGGAUUAGGGGGAUCAGUACAACCGCAAGAGGCAUCACAGGACUCAUCCCAGUUUUCUAAGGUCAAUGCCCCAUUUACAUCGGCGUUCCAGCGAUUCAAAGAAAAUAGUGCUCAGCCAGCAAAAGAACCCAGCGACUGGUUUAAAGGAGUGCUAUCAGAAUGGGAGAACCCUGUCUUCAAGGCGGUUCAACCUUCCGUCCCUCGUGUUGAUGAUACAUCUCUCGGAGUAGGCGAUGAAGAUGUUGGGUCGACACAGGCGACUGAUGCUGGAUGUUGCCACCACACAACCAUGUCCAACGUCAAGCUGACUGGGCGCAUCUCCAAGGCUGCUCUAGUUGGGGCUGAAGUCGUGUCGCAGGUUGACGCAAAGUUUAUCCUUGUAAAACUACACCGAGAACAGGUGUCUGGUAGAGCACGGCCGGAACUUCAACGGAACUCAGUUUUGGUACUUAUCGAUCAGCAUGCCGCAGAUGAGAGAUGUCGACUCGAGGCACUGAUGCAAAACUACUUCGAGAAGGUGGAUGGGUCCGACGAGGUGGUUGCACGGACGCAGGCUCUUGACAAGCCUCUUCAGUUUGAGUUUUCCAAUGAGGAGCAUCUUUUGCUGCGAAGAUAUGCCCAUCAUCUGCGUCGAUGGGGCAUCGUCUACAAGCUGGGGGAUCAAGAAACAAGUCAGUGGCGGCACAAGAGUAAGCAAUUACCCAAGGUGGAGGUGCUGAGUCUCCCACCAAGCAUGUAUGAGAGAUGCAAGACGGAUCCAAAGCAGCUUGCGGAGGUCUUGCGAAACGAGAUAUGGAAGCUCGAGGAGGGGGACAGGCCGACUACUCGGCCUUUUACUGCUGCUAAGGGCAUCGCUGGUGGUGACAUCGACUGGGUAUCCAAUUUCCACGGUUGCCCUCAAGGAAUCCUCGACUUGCUUCACUCGAGGUCUUGUCGAAGCGCCAUCAUGUUUAACGAUGUUCUGUCAACAGACGAGUGCAAAGAUCUUGUGCGACGGCUGGGACAGUGCGUAUUUCCGUUCCAAUGCGCCCACGGUAGACCUUCGAUGGUCCCCUUGAUCGACAUGAGGAACUUGAACAUUCAUAAGGAAACCUCUCCAUUCAUCGUCAGUGACAUACCGGGGAAAUUGUGUGGCUGGUGCUUACGUCCGAGACCCACAUUCGUUGGACAGCACUCCUGUGCUGCUGUAGCACCAGCGAGAGCAACAGCUCCGAAGCUCCCCACAGCGGCGUCAUUGGAGUGCGAGGCACCGACAACGACCGACACCCAGCGUCGCCCUCAACACAACUCCCACCGCCGCCCCUCCGACGAGCCUUUGACGCCGAGAGAUGUAGCCAUGGCCUUUCAGACUCCAACGCUGCAGUGGAAGGCAUUCGACUUCUUCGACGUCGCCCAGAUCCGACUCGCCGACGACGAGACCCGCGCCUUCUUCGAGAGCAACGAGAUCGCUAGUGUCUGCUCCGGCUCCGACAGCCUCUUCCUCGGGAGCUACGAUGGAUUCGUGCGGAUCGUCGGCUCGAGCUGGAAGAUCGUCAAGAGCUUCCAGGCUCACGAUGUCGGGACGAUCACACACAUGCGCCAGAUCGAGGGGACCAGCUUGCUGGUGACGGUCGCUGAGGACCUGAGCAGCGAGCCGGUGCUGAAGAUCUGGGCCUUGGACAAGUUGGUCAAGAAGACCAACAUGCCGACUUGCCUGAGCACCCUGAACAUUACGAACAACAAGAAGCAGUUCCCGAUAUCGGCCAUCGACCUCCUCGACAACUUGACGCAAGUAGCGGUCGGCUUCGCCAACGGCGCCGUGACGCUGAUCCGAGGCGAUCUGAUCAACGACCUAGGCGCCAAACAGCGGACCGUCCACGAAUCGGAGGAGCCCGUCACGGGCAUCGAGCUGAUGACCGACGUCCAGGGUGUGACGACUCUCUUCAUCUCCACGACCGCUCGCAUCUUGAAGCUGGCCAUCUCUCGACGAGGCCACAGCUCACCGCCCAAGACGGUGGAGGAUCUGGGCUGCAACGUGGAUUGCAUGACUGUGGACAAAAAGACGGGCGACGUUGUCGUGGCUAGGGAGGAUGCCAUCUACACGUACACGCUGGAGGGCAGGGGAGCGCCGCGGGCAUACGAGUCGCCCAAGCGAUUGGUGUCGAUCUACCAAGAUUACGUCGCGUUGAUCUGCCCCCCGUCGUCCUCGACGACCGAUAAGCCCUCGGAUACCAUGCGGCGGCGCUUUGGCGGGGGGGCUGCCGAUGCACUCUUCAACGCGUCGACUUUUGUCCUCUUGGAACCGGACCUGAGGGUGGUUGGGCACACGCAGUCCCUGAUCUCGCCGUUCAAGGCCAUCUUCCAGAUCUGGGGCGACCUCUUUGUCCUUACCCAGGACGGCAAAGUGAACCGUUUCCACGAAAAGACUCUGCAGCAGCGCUUGGAGAUGCUCUAUCAGCGCAAUAUGUUUCCCUUGGCCAUCGAGCUGGCGCAGAAGUCGAAGAUGGACGCGACGCAGCAGAGUGGCAUUUUCCGAAGGUUCGGCGACCAUCUGUACCAAAAGGCCGAUUAUGACGGCGCGAUGAUCCAGUACAUCAAGGCCAUUGACACGACGGAGCCGUCACAGGUUAUCAGAAAAUUCCUCGACACUCAAAGGAUACACAACCUUAUCCAGUACCUCGAGCAACUACACGAGCAUCGCAAGGCGACAGCAGACCAUACAACACUAUUACUCAACUGCUAUGCCAAGCUCAAAGACAUUGACAAGCUCGAAGCCUUUAUCAAAUCUCCGGGUGAUCUGAAGUUUGAUCUCGAGACCGCCAUAUCCAUGUGCAGGCAAGGAGGCUACUACGAACAAGCGGCGUACCUUGCUAAGAAACACGGUGAAACCGACCUGGUCGUGGACAUCCUCAUUGAGGAUUCCAAGAAAUACGCAGACGCGCUGGACUUUAUCUGGCGUCAAGAUCCGGAGGUGGCCUAUCCCUGUCUCAAGAAAUACGCUCGGGUCCUCAUAGAGAACUGCCCGAAAGAUGCAACUACUCUCUUCAUCGAUUACUACACAGGCAAAUACCGUCCCAGAAUACACAUCAUCCCCAUUGAAGACAAUGAAGAGAGUGUCGCAGCUGGAGGUUAUGUUGCAGGCGCCGCGAACGCCGUCCAGAACCUUUCCAACUUCCUUCCCUUGCCGUACAUGAACACAUCCUCCAUCGCCAGCCCUUCAACACCAGGAAACCAGACGAAGCCGAUCAACGGCGACGCCUCCCUCAUCAUGAAUCCCGAAGAUAUUCCAGCACCAAAGUACUCGCCACCGCGGCCACGGACGGCCUUCUCAUCAUUCAUCGACCACCCCGAUGAGUUCAUCGUUUUCCUGGAGGCUUGCCUCAAGGAGCCAGCUCUGGAGGAGAACGAUCGAACAGAUUUAUACACCACAUUAUUCGAGAUGUACCUUCACAAGUCCAACGAGAGGAAGGGGGAUCAGCACAAGGAAGAAUGGGAGAAUAAAGCCAAGACGCUCAUCGAGGGCCAAGACAUACCAAUGGAGAGCUCGAAUGUCCUUCUCCUCUCCCACCUCUCAGACUUCAAAGACGGCACAACGCUCGUCAAGGAGCAAUCAGGCCUCCUCUUUGACAUCUUCCGCUCCUACACGUCGGCAAAGGACACCCGCGGCGCCAUCAAAGCCCUCCGCAAGUACGGCCCGGAGGAACCCCAGCUCUACCCAGCAGCCCUGGCCUACCUGACCUCGGACCCCCGCAUCCUCGAAGAGGCUGGGCCCGUCGAGCUCUCCAACGUGCUCGGCAAGAUCGACCGGGACGGCCUCAUGGCCCCGCUGCAGGUCAUCCAAACGCUCGUCGGCCAAAACGGGUCCUCGGCAGGAGGCGGCGUCGCGACGAUGGGCAUGAUCAAGCCCUACCUGCACGAAACGAUCGACCGCGAGCGCAAGGAGAUCGCCGCCAACCGCCGCCGCAUCACGGCCUUCCGCAGCGAGACAGAGCACAAGCGCGCCGAGCUCGCCGAGCUUGGCUCUAAGCCCGCCGUGUUCCAGUCCUCCCGCUGCUCCGUCUGCACCGCGCAGCUCGACCUGCCCGCGGUCCACUUCCUCUGCAAGCACAGCUUCCACCAGCGCUGCCUGCGCGUCGAGGGCGAGUGCCCGCAGUGCGCCACCGACAACGCCACCAUCCGCGCUCUGCGCAAGACGCAGAUCGAGACGGCCGGCAAGCACGAGCUGUUCAAGGCCGAGCUGGAGAGGAGCGAGGACCGCUUCGGCACCGUCGCCGAGUGGUUCGGCCGCGGGGUCAUGGGGGCGCCUAAUGCUGAUACCGCCUAG
Molecule: messenger RNA, 5943 nt
Organism: Colletotrichum gloeosporioides
Lineage: Eukaryota; Fungi; Ascomycota; Sordariomycetes; Glomerellales; Glomerellaceae
Product: Vacuolar protein sorting-associated protein 11-like
Exons: 10
Coding region: 1-5943 (1980 amino acids)
Biological process (GO): endosome organization; vesicle-mediated transport; intracellular protein transport
Cellular component (GO): HOPS complex; endosome
Molecular function (GO): protein binding; protein-macromolecule adaptor activity; ATP binding
Source: RefSeq, a predicted model, not a curated record